UCUAAAAUCCAAUCGCUGCAAGAGAAAAAACCACUGAAACCGUUCGUAGCGCACCAACCGGGCGGCUCCGACCCUUCGCUCGCUCCCCAGCGUCACCGCUCCCCCGCCGCGGCUUCUAGAACCUUCCAGAACCCAACCCCCCUCGGCGCCGGUUUCUGGAAGGUUCGUGAAGGCGGUUUCGGAGAUCUCGGCGGCGGCGGCGGCGGCCAUGGCGGGCCCGUGCUGAGUGUGCGCGCGGCAUCCGGGGGCGGGCACCGAGCUCGAGAUCCCGAUGCAGAUCCGGGAGGGCCCGGCGCGGCGGCCGGCGCCGUCCACCGCGGGGGCGCUGCGGUCGCCGAUGUCGGUGAUGAUGCUCGCCAUGUUCGCCACCAUGGCCUCCUUCUACGUCGCCGGCCGAUUGUGGCAGGAUGCACAGAACCGGGUUUACCUGAUUAAGGAGCUCGACAGACGAACUGGCCAGGGGCAAUCGGCAAUAUCAGUGGAUGAUACCUUGAAGAUUGUUACGUGCAGGCAGCAAGGCAAGAGGUUGGCAUCACUUGAGAUGGAGCUGGCUGCAGCGAAACAUGAAGGUUUUGUUGGGAAAUAUACCUUUGAGACAAAUACAACUCAUUCUAAAAAGAAGCCGCUAAUUGUUAUCGGAAUAAUGACAAGCUUUGGAAGGAAAAACUAUCGUGAUGCUGUCAGGAAGUCGUGGCUACCAACAGGUUCAAUGCUGAAGAAACUAGAAGAAGAAAAAGGCAUUGUAGUACGUUUCAUAGUUGGAAGAAGUGCAAACCGAGGAGAUACUUUCGAUAGGGAGAUUGAUGAUGAAAAUAGGAGUACCAAGGAUUUUUUGAUCUUGGACGAUCAUAUAGAGUCUGAUGAAGAGCUUCCUAUGAAGACAAAAAGUUUUUUUGCCAAUGCUGCAGAGAGAUUUGAUGCUACAUUUUAUGCUAAGGUCAAUGAUGAUAUAUACAUAAAUGUUGAUACUUUGAGUGAAAUGCUCAAAACUCACUGGGACAAGCCUCGUGUCUACAUAGGCUGUAUGAAAUCUGGCGAGGUUUUCUCUGAAUCAGCUCAUAAGUGGUAUGAACCAGACUGGUGGAAAUUUGGUGAUGGAAAAUCGUACUUCCGACAUGCUUCUGGUGAAAUGUUUGUCAUAUCGAGGGCCAUAGCUCAGUUCAUUUCUAUAAACAGGUCUGUUCUCCGGACAUAUGCACAUGAUGAUGUUAGUGUAGGAUCGUGGAUGAUUGGACUUGCUGUGAAGCAUGUAAAUGAAGCAAAACUAUGUUGUUCAUCAUGGCCCUCAGGUGCGAUGUGUUCAGCUCUGUGAUGAACUACGCUUCGCGGAGGAAGAAUUUUGUGAAAAGUGUGUUAGGCUCACGAGUGUGCUGGAUGGUACAAACCAUAUACAGAGAAUGAGAUCGAAUCGGCAUUGAGGAAAUUUUGUUUUAUUCUGCCAUUUUAUGUGGCAUCCUUGGUAGAAGCUGUGCCAGUUCAAUAUGAAAUCAGAUAUCUUCUUUCCAAAAGGAAAUGUCUUGCAUCUUUUCUUUGCAAGACCAUAUUAAAUCAUGAGUUCUAACUAAAAUCCAUCUGCAGAUUGUAUCCUGGUUUUGCUUGUCAUUUGUAGAUGCCCACCAAUACCAUUCUUUUCUGACAGACACCACCAUUGUUGGAGUGACUGAAAUUAAUAGCAAUUCAGGAAAUUUAUUUACUCCAAAGAAUACGCUCUGAUAGUUGUGAAUUUUGAUACAUACAUAAGGAUACUUUCGAAGUCAAGAAUUUGCCAUGUACAAUUCUCUGGACCUUUGGGGAAAAAAAAAGAUUCCAAU
Messenger RNA from Phragmites australis (common reed), 1811 nucleotides. Its product is annotated as hydroxyproline O-galactosyltransferase HPGT1-like. Gene Ontology annotation, cellular component: Golgi membrane. NCBI's taxonomy places the organism in Eukaryota, Viridiplantae, Streptophyta, Magnoliopsida, Poales, Poaceae. Gene Ontology annotation, molecular function: hexosyltransferase activity. The transcript is spliced from 12 exons. The record is from RefSeq and is a predicted model, not a curated record. Bases 272 to 1312 code for a protein of 346 amino acids.